Molecule: messenger RNA, 375 nt
Organism: Rotaria sordida
Lineage: Eukaryota; Metazoa; Rotifera; Eurotatoria; Philodinida; Philodinidae
Source: the annotation of a GenBank genome assembly
AUGCUGAUGAUUUAUGCUAGUGCUCGUCAUAUUUAUUUAAAAUCAGUUGUACAACGGACACAACAUCAUGUUUCAGCUCGUGAAAAAUAUCAUCGUUCAUUAGUUAUUCAAUUUCUUUGCUUUUAUUUUAUUUGGGGUGUAUUUUGGUCACCCUUUAUUGUUAUUUUUCAAGUGUCAGUUCGUCAGCAGAAUUUGAUGAAUGUCGUUACGAUACUUAGUUUUGUGGAAGUAGCAUGUGAUCCAAUAAUUGUUGCAGCAUUAGAUGUUCGUUUUUGGCAUCAAUGGCAAAAAUUCGGUGUUCAUGUAAAAAAUACUAUAUUCGUUGAUCGACGCAAUCGUAGACGAAUUCAUCCUUCAACAGUGAAUCACAAUUGA